This is a messenger RNA of Manihot esculenta (cassava), 366 nucleotides long. RefSeq names its product protein PELPK1. The coding region runs from base 1 to 366 and encodes 121 amino acids. Lineage: Eukaryota; Viridiplantae; Streptophyta; Magnoliopsida; Malpighiales; Euphorbiaceae. The record is from RefSeq and is a predicted model, not a curated record. The transcript has a single exon.
AUGGCCUCUUUCAACUGCUUCAUUCUUGCUUUCUUCAUCUCUUUGGCAUUUUUAAGCAUGGAUGUCAGCAUAGCAGCUCGCAAUCUUCUGCAAUUGCCACCUUUACCUUCGGUGCCAAAUUUGCCAAAGCUUGCAAUGCCACCAAUCCCUGCUAUUCCAACUCUCCCACAGCCGUCAAUACCAACCUUGCCAACCACUCAACCUUCCCUGCCCAACCCCACUUUGCCUCCACUUCCGAGCUUGCCCACGAUGCCUGCUGCCCCAAAGGUCACCCUGCCUCCAAUGCCAAGCAUACCCUCAAUCCCCAGUAUCCCAACUACAAUUCCCUCAAUCCCAUUCCUUUCCCCACCACCAGCUGGAAACUAA